AUGGCCGUGGCUCCUGCCAGAGAUGACCAUCGAAUUGUCAUCCACAUUGAUUAUGACUGCUUCUAUGCCUCAGUCUUUGAGGUCGAACGGCCCGCGCUCAAGUCGUUGCCUCUCGCCGUUCAGCAGAAACAAAUCGUCGUGACCUGCAACUACGAAGCACGACGCCGGGGUUUACGCAAGCUCCAACUGGUUCGAGAAGCCAAACAGAUCUGUCCGGAUGUUGUCGUCGUCUUGGGGGAGGAUCUGUCUAGAUUCCGCGACGCUUCGAAAGAUCUCUAUCUCUUCUUGCGCCGCUUCGUCUGGGGUGGUCGGGUCGAAAAAUUGGGGUUUGAUGAGUUGUUCCUGGAUGUCACAGACAUGAUUACCUACAACGUGGCUCUGUUGAAUCGAAACGACCUAGAACACUCAUUCUUUCACCUCGACCGGCAGGACCCCAUGCAGGGCUUUCAGUACGAUGCCACCAAACCACAUGGCCCCACCUAUCCCGUUGAAAACGACAACAGCUCCACUCCUGUGGCACCGGUGGAUUCAACGUCCCUGUACGCUAGAUUGCUUGUGGCGUCUCACCUGGCAGGCUACCUGCGCACUCAGCUCGAGGACCAAAAGGGAUACACUGCCUCGGUGGGGAUUUCGACGUCGAAACUUCUCGCCAAGUUGGUGGGAAACACGAAUAAGCCGAACAGCCAGACGACCCUUCUACCCCCGUACUUGGCUGCGGGGCCUGGGUCACAAUCCAACGUCCUUGAUUUUCUCUAUGCCCAUGAGAUCCGGAAAAUCCCCGGCAUUGGCUCCAAAAUUGUCCAACGUGUGACCUCGUAUCUCAUCCGCGCAGGCGUUCGGUCGGACUCUCCCAUCGCAGAUGAUGCUCCUGUAACCGUCCGAGACGUUUGCCAAUGUCCCGGCAUGGGCCCCAUGCUUCUAGAUAAGAUCCUUGGGGGCCCUGGUUCCCCCAGGGAUAUUGGUGUGAAGAUCUGGGGGCUGAUCCAUGGCGUUGAUUACUCGGAGGUCCAGCAGGCUCGGGACUUGCCAACCCAGAUUAGCAUCGAAGAUAGCUACGGGCGCAUGGAUACCCAGGACGGAGUCCGACGAGAGUUGGUCUCAUUGGCGGCUAGUCUCAUUCGACGCAUGCGGACUGAUCUGACCGAGAGGCUCGACGAGGGCGAGUUGGCAGCCACUGGACCGUCCCCCUCAACGGCACCGAGACUCCAUUGGCUUGCUCGACCAAAGACGCUUCGUCUGUCCACACGUCCGAGGCCGCCUCCCACCCCGGAUGGAGGCCACGCCCGCAGUUUCCAUCGCAUCUCGCGCUCGGCACCGCUACCCCAGUACGUAUGCAACCUCGAUGAGAGCGUUGACGCAUUGGCGGAGAGACUGGUGCAGGAUCAUGCCAUGUCUAUGUUCCGCAAGCUUCACCCGGAGAAGUCCGGGUGGAACCUGCAACUGUUGAACAUCGCGGUGACGAACAUAGUAGAGGCGGCCGGAGAGCGUAAGCAAAGCAGUGGCCGGGAUAUAGGCAAGAUGUUCCAAAAGCAACAGACGGAGGAUCGAGCCGGAUUUCGCGGUAGAGAAGCAGAAUCGCAUCUAGCUGGGCAGCCCGAUGGGGAGUGGUCGGACCUCUCCUGGGAUGAAUUCAACGCUCAACCUGAUCCCGAUGAUGAUGGUUGGGAGGAGAGUGACGGCGAAGGAGACACGGCUAGCGUAGCUUGCACCAUCUGCGGAAUAUCGAUACCACACUUUGCCCUUGCUGCCCACAGGAUAUACCACUCCGUUCCUGAUGACUGA
This is a messenger RNA of Aspergillus tanneri, 1782 nucleotides long. RefSeq names its product putative DNA polymerase iota. Gene Ontology annotation, biological process: translesion synthesis. The transcript is spliced from 3 exons. Gene Ontology annotation, molecular function: DNA-directed DNA polymerase activity; damaged DNA binding. The record is from RefSeq and is a predicted model, not a curated record. Bases 1 to 1782 code for a protein of 593 amino acids. Lineage: Eukaryota; Fungi; Ascomycota; Eurotiomycetes; Eurotiales; Aspergillaceae.